Pleuronectes platessa (European plaice) is the source of this 1420-nucleotide messenger RNA. RefSeq names its product immediate early response 3 (gene ier3). Gene Ontology annotation, biological process: negative regulation of apoptotic process. The coding region runs from base 454 to 1011 and encodes 185 amino acids. NCBI's taxonomy places the organism in Eukaryota, Metazoa, Chordata, Actinopteri, Pleuronectiformes, Pleuronectidae. The record is from RefSeq and is a predicted model, not a curated record. The transcript has a single exon.
GCUGAAGUUUUUAUCUUCAGAACAAAAUCAGAAGUGAUGAGAUGAAAAUCAAUCGAACCAACCGUCUUGUUGUGGAGCGUUUUAUUUUGAAGGGUAAAUUUGAAUUCAGAUCAUAAUGAAGAUGGUUUAAACUUCUUGAAUCAACACGUUAAAGUUUAUCUUCUGAUAACAACCGGAUACAGAUGUGUUGUAUUCUCUAUUGUCCUGGUUCCUCUGGGUUCUGAGGAUUCAGCUCUUCUCUGAUCAUCUGAACCACAAACCUGGAAACAGAGAAUCUUCAGCUUCUGUUCGCACUUGAGCAAUGAGGGCGUGGCCUGCGAGGCUGGGCGUCGAACUCACAACCUGAAGUAAAGAUAUAAAGCCUGAGCUCCCGGGGCAUUGACGCACAUCUGACUUUACGCAAAGCUCCGACAGGAGAACCGAGACGCAGCGGAACAGAACCUCGCAGAGAACAUGUACUCACGGACCGACAGCUUCACCCUGACCGUCCCGCAGGAGCGGUUCGCUUUCCCCCGGACGGCGACGCGCAGCACGGAGCCGGAGGUCUUCACCUUCGAGCGGAUCCCGGCUCAGGCCACCGCCGUGCGCUCCUACGUGCCCAUCCGGCCCAAGAAGCGCUGCACCCGGGUUAUGUACCCGGCUAAAGUCCGCAUGCAUCUCCCCCCGCCGGAGAAGAGCCAGGCCAAGCGCUGGCUGGUGAUCCUGUGCCUGGUGGUGCUGUGGCAGAUCUACACCGAGGAGCCGUGCGCCGACGCCCCGCUGAGCAGCGGCGAGGCGCCGAUCAGCGAGUACCAGGGUUUCUCCUUCCAGUCCCCGGAGGAGCUCGCACAGAUCCGCACCGGCUCCGAGCUGGAGUCCGCCCGCCAGGACCCGCACCACAUCAUGCCCGACACCAGCUGCCCCAGGCCCGGACAGGACCCGGAGAGCAGCCGGCCCGUGGAGCAGAGCACCGCCGGGAACAGCUACGUGGUGGCCCUGCUGGUCUACCACAGCCUGGGCAGCGACAGCUAAGACCCCGGGUCCUGGUUCCACCUGAACCCCCCAGAGACUGAACCUGUAGGAUCAAACUGAACCGAGCUGGAUCUGAACCUGAGCCGCUCCGGGAGAACAGCGGUGCGCCCUGAGAGGCGCAGCCGGGAAGGGAGCUCCAUGCGCCCGCUUCAGCCUGACAGAGGUCCCCUGAAAGCAGGAGGACACUCGACGUGGAGCAGGACACUGACGGGCACUGACGGGCACUGACGGACACUUGAUAAAACUGAAACUUGAAUUGAAGAAAACUUGAACUUGUCUGUGGUUGAAUCACAGAGUCUCUGCACUGACAGCUGAAACUCACUGAAAAUGUCUUAUUUGUUAUUUAUUGUCUUAUUUGCUAUUUAUUGAAUAAUAUUAAUAAUAAUUUUAAUAAAAAUGUCGAAAAGAA